This is a messenger RNA of Prunus armeniaca (apricot), 2586 nucleotides long. The record is from the annotation of a GenBank genome assembly. NCBI's taxonomy places the organism in Eukaryota, Viridiplantae, Streptophyta, Magnoliopsida, Rosales, Rosaceae.
AUGCCAUAUUUGCGCAGAAUGGACAAGUUUUCAGCUCUUCUGUCCUUCAUGGCCUUCGUUUUACUACUUAAACAAAUUUUGAUAGUUGAAGGAAUUAGUGACAUAACAAAGGAUGAUGGUUUCAUGGGUAUACUAGGUGCCAUUGUGGAUAACAGUUCUCGAAUUGGCAAAGAAGAGAGCGUUGCGAUGCAGAUUGCGGUGGAGGAUUUCUUUAACAAAAACAAUCAGCGUUUGGAUUUGAAGAUCAGAAACUCUCAAGGGGACCCCCUGCAGGCAGCUCUUGCAGUUUCACCACUUCUCGCGCUGGCCGGGAGGACCAGUGCAACUCUCCCUGCUGCUGCAUUAGCCAGAGCUUUGACAGCCAGAAGUCUUAUCAAUACGGAUCAAGUGCAAGCAAUUCUUGGUCCACAAACAUGGGAAGAGGUGUCGUUAGUCGCUGAGAUUGGAAGUAAGAGUCACAUUCCUAUUAUGUCUUUAGCUGAUGCAACUCCAGAGUGGGCAACAGAAUUGUGCACCUUUCUAGUUCAAGCUUCACCAAACAAGUUAAAGCAAAUGGAAGCAAUAGCAGCUAUAGUUCAAAGGUGGGAGUGGCAUCAAGUCACCAUAAUCUAUGAAGACAGAGACUUUUCAGCUCCAGCAGUGCUAAGCCAUCUAUCUAAUGCUCUCAAAGAAGUGGGUGCAGAAAUUAGCCAUUACUUAGCCAUCCAGCCUUUUGCUUCUCCAUCAUUGUCAGAGGAACUUCAGAGGCUUAAGAGCAGCCAAUUUAGAGUGUUUGUGGUCCACUUGUCAUUGCCGGUUGCAGUUGAGCUAUUUGAGAAGGCAAAAAUAUUGAACAUGAUGGAAAAGGAUUACGUAUGGAUCAUUAUGGAUCCUUUUGCAAGCCUUGUCCAUUCCUUCAAUGCCUCUACCAUCUCCUCAAUGCAAGGAAUUGUUGGAGUAAAGAGCUACCUCCCUGAAAAUGAGUCCCGUUUUCAGGAUUUUCACUAUAAAUUUCGCCAGCGGCUUAGCUCAGAGCAUCCUGAGGAGGUCAACCAUGAACCAAGCAUUUUUGCAGCACAGGCUUAUGAUUUAACAUGGACAGUGGCCCUUGCAAUGAGCAAGAAGAAGCAGGGAAGGCAGCAAAUUAUAUCAAACAUUUUGCAAAGUGAUGUUGAUGGCUUAAGCGGGAAGAUUAAUUUUACUCGUCAAACAAUAGCUCCAGCACAUACAUUUCAGAUCAUCAAUGUGAUUGGAGAGAGCUACAGAGAACUUGGUUUCUGGUCAGAUGGACGAGGUUUCUCAGAGACAAUUGGUGAAAGUGAUACAUUUAAAUCUUCCAUGAAUGCUUUGGGGCAAGUUUUUUGGCCAGGGGGGAUUCGGGGUACACCGAAAGGAUGGAGUCCACCAACAAGUGCCAAUCCACUGAAAAUUGGUGUUCCAACCAGAGCAUCAUUCAAACAAUAUGUGGAAGUGGAACAAGUUCACUUGGGAAAUAACAUCUCUUUCUCUUAUAGAGGACUUGCAAUUGAUGUCUUUAAUGCCACUCUACAAGAAUUGCCAUUUCAUUUGCCAUACAAAUUUCUUCCCUUCGAUGGCACAUUUGAUGCUUUAGUGGAGCAAAUUCAUUUAAAGAACUUUGACGCCGCAGUUGGUAGUAUAUCGAUACUAGCCAACCGAUAUCAGCAUGCAGAAUUCACAGCGCCUUACACUGAAUCCGGACUGGUAAUGAUAGUACCGGUUCGUUCAAGAACACGAGAGAAAGCAUGGUUAUUCAUAAAGCCUUUCACAAACGCCAUAUGCCCUGAACUCAAAGGCUCCAUCUCAAAUCAAGUAGGAACCUUGAUUUGGUUAGCCUUCAGCACUCUUUUCUCCUUGAAUGUUAUCACGCAGACUUACACCGCUAAGCUCUCCAGCUUGCUGACUCUGUCGCAGCUUGAACCGAAUGUGGUUGAUAUUUUUGCAUUGCAAAACAGCAAUGCAAUGGUUGGUUGUGCCGAAGCAUCAUAUAUUUCGAAAUAUCUGAAGGAAGUUUUGCACUUCCGCCCCAACAACAUCAAGAACUUCUCCAGGGGUGAUGAGUACGCUCCAGCCCUCAGAAGAAGAGAAGUUGCAGCCCUCUUUCUUGACCUUCCUUUGGCUAAAGUGUUCCUUGCAGAAAACUGCAAAAGCUUCACCAUGACUGGACCUACAUACAAAGUUGGGGGAUUUGGAUUUGCAUUUCCAAGGGGAUCUCAGUUGCUUCCUAGUGUAACUCAAGCAAUGCUGAAGGUCUCCGAAAACGGAACGUUUAGAGACCUAGAACAAAACAUGCUUGCUUCUCAGAAGUGCAUGGACGUGGACCUAGAAGAUGACCGUCUUAAUCUUAGUCUCAGCCCCAGUUACUUCUGGGUGUUGUUCCUUUUCACGGGAGGCACAUCCUCCAUGGCUCUUGCCAUCUACAUCUUUCGUGCUUAUAAUUCCAUGUCCAUGUCUGAACACAAUGUUAUCUGGAAGUUGAUGAUAGCUGUAAUGAAACACAGGGGGAAUCAAAGGGGGCGGUUCUCAGGAAAAGUGAGUGAUAUUGCUCUUACUACUCCUACGAAUUCUCCAAAUGCAACUGAGUACUGA